Molecule: messenger RNA, 408 nt
Organism: Rotaria sp. Silwood2
Lineage: Eukaryota; Metazoa; Rotifera; Eurotatoria; Philodinida; Philodinidae
Source: the annotation of a GenBank genome assembly
AUGGCUAAAAGCAAAAACCAUACCAAUCAUAAUCAGAACCGAAAGGAUCAUCGUAAUGGAAUUAAGCGACCACAAUCGCAACGAUUUCCAUCAUUAAGUGGAGUUGAUCCAAAAUAUGUUCGUAAUUUAAAAUUUACUAAACAUCAUAAUCAUGUUGCACGUAAAAAUUUACUUAAAGCACGAAAAGCUAAAUUAGCCAGUGGUGACACUUCAUCAGGUAAAGUUGUUAAACGAAUUACUCGUCAAACUGAACCAACAAAAACAACAUGGUCAAUUAAAUCAUUAUUAAACAAUAUAUCAUCAUAUUUUACUGGUGAAACAACAAAACCCGCAACACGAAAACGUACACAUACAAAAAAGAAAUCAACCAAAUCAACUAAAUCAACAACAACAGCUGUUAAGAAAUAA